Ananas comosus (pineapple) is the source of this 2224-nucleotide messenger RNA. RefSeq names its product serine protease SPPA, chloroplastic. The coding region runs from base 210 to 1949 and encodes 579 amino acids. The record is from RefSeq and is a predicted model, not a curated record. Lineage: Eukaryota; Viridiplantae; Streptophyta; Magnoliopsida; Poales; Bromeliaceae. The transcript has 13 exons. Gene Ontology annotation, molecular function: peptidase activity. Gene Ontology annotation, cellular component: membrane.
CCCCCGCGCAUCUCCUCCUUCGCCCCUCUUUCCCCGUUCGAGCCCUCGAAUCCUCCUCCUCCUCCUCCUCCUCCUCCUCCUCCUCAUCUCCUCCCAAGGCCGCCGACGAUGGUGGGGGCGGCGACGACGCCUCCGAGAAUGGCGAUGGCGCCGUCCCCUCGGCUCCGCGAUCCGACAAGGAGGCCGCGUUCCCCGCGGGGGAGUUCGAGAUGGACGAGGUCGGGUGGUGGAGGAGCUUCUUGGUCAAGCUCCGGAUGCUCGUCGCGCCGCCGUGGGAGCGCGUCAAGAAGGGUAGCGUGCUCUCCAUGAAGCUCCGGGGCCAGAUAUCUGACCAACUAGAAAACCGUUUUACUGCUGGUCUAUCCCUACCUCAAAUAUGUGAAAAUUUUGUCAAGGCGGCAUAUGAUCCUCGUAUAUCUGGUAUAUAUCUUCACAUUGAACCUCUUAGGUGCGGAUGGGGCAAAGUCGAUGAAAUACGAAGGCAUAUUUUCAAUUUCAAGAAAUCAGGCAAAUUCAUUGUAAGCUAUAUCCCUAUUUGUGGGGAGAAAGAGUACUACCUUGCAUGCGCUUGUGGAGAAGUGUACGCCCCUCCCAGUGCAUAUGUUUCACUUUUUGGGUUGACAGUUCAAGCCUCCUUUCUCAGGGGGACUCUUGAGAAAAUUGGUGUUGAACCAUAUAUCCAGCGUAUUGGAAAAUACAAAAGUGCUGGGGACCUAUUCUCACGUAAAAACAUGUCAAACGAAGUUAGCGAGAUGCUAAAUUCAUUGCUUGAUGAUAUAUAUGGAAAUUGGCUGGACACAAUUUCAAGUGCCCAAGGGAAGACAAGAGAAGAAAUUGAAGAAUUUAUUAACUCUGGAGUUUAUCAAAUUGAGAGACUUAGAGAAGAAGGUUGGAUAACAAAAAUAUCAUAUGAUGAUGAGAUAAUAUCAAUGCUGAAGGAGAGAUUGGGACAAAAGAAUAAGAAAAAUCUACCCAUGGUUGAUUACAGGAAGUACUCUAGAGUAAGAAAAUGGACUCUUGGGUUGGAAGGCGGCGGAGACCAAAUUGCGAUAAUUAGAGCAACUGGUAGCAUCCGUCGUGCUCGCGGCACAUUGAAUGUUCCUAGCUCAGGGAUUGUUGCUGAGGAAAUAAUUGAGAAGAUACGCAAAGUUAGAGAGUCAAAGAAGUAUAAGGCUGUUGUCUUGCGAAUUGACAGCCCUGGUGGUGACGCGCUUGGUUCUGAUCUAAUGUGGAGGGAAAUCCGGCUUCUUGCUGCGACUAAACCCGUAAUUGCAUCUAUGUCUGAUAUUGCUGCAAGUGGAGGAUAUUACAUGUCUAUGGCUGCUGGUGUAAUUGUUGCUGAGAAGCUUACUCUAACCGGCUCAAUUGGAGUUGUUACAGGAAAGUUUAGUUUACAUAAGCUGUAUGAAAGGAUUGGCUUCAACAAGGAGGUACUAUCAAGAGGUCGAUAUGCUGAAAUUAAUGCGGCUGAAAAUCGCCCUUUAAGACCAGAUGAAGAAGAACUAUUUGCGAAGUUCGCACAAAAUAUUUACAGGCAAUUCCGAGAUAAAGCUGCCUUUUCACGUUCAAUGCCUGUAGAUCAAAUGGAAAGUGUUGCUCAGGGAAGAGUAUGGAGCGGCAAAGAAGCAGCUCCCCGGGGACUAGUCGAUGCUAUUGGUGGACUAUCACGAGCCAUUGCUAUUGCGAAACAAAAGGCAAACAUCCCACAAGAUAGACAGGUAAGGUUAGUCGAGAUAUCAAAACCAUCUCCGUCAUUACCUGGGCUCCUGAUUGGUGUUGGGAGUUCUUUGCUUGGAGUAGACAGAGCAGUGAAAGAAGUUCUGCAGGAUUUAGCACCAUCAAGUGGUGUUCAGGCAAGAAUGGAUGGUAUUUUGUUUGAAAGACUUGAAGGUGCAUCAGAUGAUGAUCAGAUCUUAACGUUAUUAAAGGACUACUUAAGCUCGUUGUGAUUGGAGUAUCUUUUCCAGGAAUACCAUUGCACACUGUUUGUCAGUAAGGAUAAUACUUAUUAUUUGGGAGACAAAAACAAUACAACAGCUAAUACAUCCCGAGUAAGAGGGUGGGGAAAAGAGACUGGUAAGUCAUCAUAGGAUCUUCAAAGUUGUAUUUAUUGCAUAUGUUUGUUCAUGCAGUCAUUGUAGUUGCAAAAAACAAGGAGCAAAAAAAUGCAUGUAAGUGUCAAAUUUUGAAGGGUUAUCAAAUUAUUUCUCUAUGAGUACGCACU